Molecule: messenger RNA, 1675 nt
Organism: Cutaneotrichosporon oleaginosum
Lineage: Eukaryota; Fungi; Basidiomycota; Tremellomycetes; Trichosporonales; Trichosporonaceae
Source: RefSeq, a predicted model, not a curated record
GACGAUUGCAUCCCUCCACCACGCCAACUCCGACACCAUACUCCGCUAGCUCGCUGUUCACCAUGAUCCCACAAGCGACGGCCGGGUUCUCGGACGACGCACAAGUCCAUCGCACGCUGGAGCAUGGCCGGACUCUUCUCGGCCCCGGGUGGCGCUGCGUUGACAGCUUCGACGAUAUAAAUGAGGACGCGUAUGAGGACGAUGAAGAGGAGGAGUACGUUCUCAUGGACCUCGGCACUUCGGUCGAUACGCGAACACUUCAGACGGAAGCAACGUAUCAGCUCAUAGGGCUCGACACGCCUAUACCGUUUCUCAAAAUUGGAGAGAACGUGUUCGAGGGGCGCGUGAAUCCUCUGAUCGGGGACGAAGUUGUGUUUGAUGUCGUCCGGCGUGAGUAGGCAUCGAUGCUAGGGCUAAAUGGCAGAGGAGGAUUCCCAGAGGCCUCACUAUCGUCCUCUGCUCAAGACCCGCUCGCGCAUCGAGUUCCGUGGCAUUUCCCUCGUCGAGCGAGGAACUGCGCGCGAAGUUCCGCCUCCUCAAACUCCUAAGAUUUCAGGCGCGCUCGACCGAGGCAUGUUCCCCACGCGGCGGCGGCGUAUCCCGGAAGAGGAGCGUGCUGCUGAAGAGCUCAAGAAGGCUGCGGCUUCCAAGGGCACGAGCACGCCGCUGCGCCGGAGCGGACGACGGAGUCAAGCCGCUCCGACUGUGGCCGAUCUCACAGCCGACCCAGGGGCCGGGCCGAGCGUGGUGCUCACGACGGGUGGCGUAGAGGCGGAGAUGGUUAUUGAUCUCGAAGAGGCACGGCGCGGGGAUAUCGCCGACGAGGAUAUGGCUGAGGAUGCGCCCGAAGAUACAGCCGACAGUAGCCCAGGCAAAAAGAGGAGUCCGAGUAAGGGCAAGAGCGCAAGUAAAGCCAUGCCCAAGCCCAAGCCCAAGCCAUCGCCCAAGGCCAAGCCUAAAACAAAGGGCAAAGGCAAGGAGAAGGCGACAGAUGAUGUCGAGAUGGCUGAGGAAAGCGAAACGCCCGCACCCGCACCUGUCGAGGAAGUCGAGGAGGACCUCGAGGCCCAGACUAGCGAAAUCGACGUAACUCCAACUGUCGUCCGUCGUCGCGGAGGCCCCGGCCGACCCCGUGGCCGUCGGCAGGACCCAUCGACACCGCGGAUGGUGCGCGCUGCUGUUGCUGUCUCCUCUCUAGCCGAUCUGGCGGACAUCGCGUACGCCGGCGGUCUCGGGCCUUCGAACAUCCGCCUGGACGUCGCGCCUAAUGCCGACGCCGAGCUACUGGCCGCCGUUGCCGCCGUGCGCAAGGGCCAGCCGUGGACUCCGGGCUCGAAGCUUACGCCGUCGCAAGAGGAACGACUGCUGCGCAACUUGCCUGCCAGUGGGCCAGGGUCGCGGGGUGGUCGCCGUGGAAGCGGAGUGGGGCGCGGGCGCGGGCGUGGACGUGGACGGCCAGCCACGAGACGCAGGCCGCUGCAUUCCAGUGGGAUGGGAUUGGGUGACGACUUCUUUGGUGUGGGCUCGUCGAAGGAUGGCGCGGAGAAUGCUGAGAACGAUGAGGGUGAGGAAGAUGACGGGGACCACUUCGAAGACGACGAUGGAGAGGAAGGGGAGCAUGAGGAGAUGGAGGUCGACGAGUCUUAGUUCUCUUGUGAUGUAUGAAGUGUUGUGU